This is a messenger RNA of Daucus carota subsp. sativus, 745 nucleotides long. RefSeq lists its product as uncharacterized. The transcript is spliced from 3 exons. Lineage: Eukaryota; Viridiplantae; Streptophyta; Magnoliopsida; Apiales; Apiaceae. The coding region runs from base 184 to 552 and encodes 122 amino acids. Gene Ontology annotation, molecular function: proton-transporting ATP synthase activity, rotational mechanism. Gene Ontology annotation, biological process: proton motive force-driven ATP synthesis. The record is from RefSeq and is a predicted model, not a curated record.
CUCGGGCAGUGUUAAAAUGAGUUGAAAUACUAUUUACAUAUGUUUGAUUAUUUUCUGGGUGAGCUCUUACGAAAAGGCGACAAAAGCAAAGGGGCUCAAUUCAUCCUCGCUAAUUCAGCAACUAAGGUUUGCUGGGUAUUUUAGUUUUGGUUGAUUCUUAUGCAGGAUUAAUUUGGGGAGGUAAUGGCUUCAAAGUUGGUUCAGUUGCAGUCCAAGGCAAGUCAAGCGUCACAGCUUGUGGCCAAGCAUGGCACAUCGUACUAUAAGCAGCUGAUGGAACAGAAUAAGCAGUACAUCCAGGAACCUGCCACUAUUGAGAAAUGCAAUGAAUUGUCCAAACAGUUGUUCUACACUCGUCUUGCCAGUGUUCCCGGUCGUUAUGAGGCAAUGCAGAAGGAAGUUGAAUAUGUAAAGCAACUGUGGAAGAACAGGAAGGACCUGAAAGUUGAGAAUCUCGGUAUUGCUGCUUUGUUUGGACUGGAGUGUUAUGCAUGGUAUUGUGCUGGUGAAAUUGUUGGAAGGGGUUUCACAUUCACUGGAUAUUAUCCUUAAGCCCUACGAUUAGGGUUAAAAGUAUUUGCGGGAAUUACUAUUUUAAAGUUUUCUGUUAUAAUUAGUGAUUUCAUAGUCACUGGCACUUGUAAUAGAUACAUGUUUUUGUACUUUCACCAAUUUUCAGAGCUGAGAAACAGUGGCUAAAUUUGGUUGCCUUAAUAAUUCCAUAUAUGGUGAUUACAUUCGCAUC